GGAGAAGCUGCCCAUGCGGCCGCGGGACCGCGCCCGGGUGAUCGACGCCGCCAAGCACGCGCACAAGUUCUGCAACGCCGAGGAGGAGGAGACCGUCUUCCUGCGCAGGCCCGAAGGCAUAGAGCGGCAGUUCAGGAAGAAGUGUGGCAAGUGUGGAUUACUGCUUUUCUACCAGCACCAACAGAAGAAUGCUCCGGUGACUUUCAUUGUCGAUGGUGCUGUGGUCAAGUUUGGACAGGGCUUUGGGAAAACCAGCAUAUAUACUCAGAAGCAAGAACCUCCCAAAAAGGUGAUGAUGACCAAACGGACCAAAGACAUGGGCAAGUUCAGUUCUGUUACCGUUUCCACAAUCGAUGAAGAGGAGGAGGAGAUCGAAGCAAGGGAGAUUGCAGAUUCCUAUGCACAGAAUGCAAAAGUGAUUGAGAAACAGCUGGAACGCAAAGGAAUGAGCAAAAGAAGGCUACAGGAGUUGGCUGAGUUGGAAGCCAAGAAAGCCAAGAUGAAAGGAACACUGAUUGACAACCAGUUCAAAUGAAGCACUCCACAUCUGCUGUAUCUUUGGAGACGAAUGGAAGCUACCAGAAACUAUUGCAGGUCUGUCAGCAAAGAACACUCAACAAGCUUGGAAGAUGACCAUCUCUCCGGUGUAGCUGGUACUCUGCUACGAAUUUCAGUAGUUGGAAUAGCACUAGAAACUUUGUGGAAACAGAAUCUCUACACAAUGGCAAGCUGUUGCAGCCAGAAAAUCUUUAGUGGGUGCCUUUGAGAGUUCAGUGCACUUUCAAGUACUUGUCUUUUCAUUUUGAUGGUUUUGAAACGUAUAAGGAACCCAUAAAUGUAUUAGACAAGUCAACUGUAUAGCAAAAUCAUUACAAAAGUAAGCUUUGUUCAUUGGGAUAAUUUAAAACGUGUCCAAAACAUGCAGCAUUCUUAGAGGUGUGCCAUUUCAAUGCAGGCUGGAAUGGCUCAGGAGGUUUGGGGGUAUGGGCAGCAGGCAGGCUGUUGCAGGUAACCAGUACAUGCUUGGCCAUGGCUUUAAUUCUUAGCCACUGUUGAACAUUGGAAAACUGCAGCUGUAUGGAAUUACACUCCUGGCUACGGGAACGUGAAAUCCAGCCCUGUUUUAUACUGCUGAAAACAAAACCUGCUGGAGUAUUACACCUCCCAGGAGUAUAAAUAUGUUGCUGGAAAGUACUGAUGUGACUGCUGAUCAUUUAAAGCAGAGUUCACUUGCAUCUCUGAAUUCACCAGCUGUUGGAGCUGUACAACAUGAAGAAAACUGUUUUCAGUACAUUGACACUUACAGACUUGGACAAAGACAAUGUUAAGAAUCAGUGCAUAAAAUAACUUGUUUGGGAAAUAAUUUUUUUUUUAAAUCUUAUGUGAUAUAAUAACAGUACUCCCUAGCCUGUGUCACUGUUACUUGGGAUUAAAUGCCAUUUAAUGGAUCUGAACUAAAA
This is a messenger RNA of Meleagris gallopavo (turkey), 1460 nucleotides long. Lineage: Eukaryota; Metazoa; Chordata; Aves; Galliformes; Phasianidae. The record is from RefSeq and is a predicted model, not a curated record.